CCAUUUUAUCGUGAGCAACUUUCGUUCUACGUGUCAAUCGUCCGGCCUUAACUGGCAAGCAGCGCCCGGUGUCCCCCGCGGCCCACGCCCUCCCCUUAAUAAUUCUCUUUCCUUCCCCCGCACAUCCCGGACCGAGGGAAGCCGGCAGUCGACUGCGUCGAACCUAAAGCCUCCUCAUCCGAAGCAAAUAUAGUUUCCAUCUAGAUAUGGCAUCUGGAACAGAAGCUGAGACAGUUCCAAGCGAGAAUGUACUUGAAUGGGCACAGAAAGACAAGCGGCGAUUUUUACAUGCUGUUUAUCGUGUUGGGGAUCUGGACCGUACCAUAAAAUUUUACACGGAAUGCUUUGGGAUGCAACUACUACGGAAAAGAGACAUUCCAGAAGAGAAAUAUUCAAAUGCAUUCCUUGGGUUUGGGCCAGAAGACUCUCAUUUUGUGGUAGAAUUGACAUAUAAUUAUGGAGUUGAUAAGUAUGAUAUUGGCACAGGCUUUGGGCAUUUUGCUAUUGCAACAGAAGAUGUCUAUAAGUUGGUUGAAAACAUCAGGGAAAAGGGCGGCAAGGUCACACGUGAACCUGGUCCUGUUAAAGGAGGAACGACUGUAAUCGCUUUUGUGCAAGACCCUGAUGGUUACCUUUUUGAGCUGAUUCAGAGAGGCCCGACACCCGAGCCUCUUUGCCAAGUUAUGCUUCGUGUGGGUGAUCUGGAACGCUCUAUCAAGUUUUAUGAAAAGGCAUGUGGAAUGAAGUUAUUGAGGCAAAAAGAUGUUCCUCAGUAUAAGUAUAGUAUUGCCAUGAUGGGUUACGCUGCUGAAUAUGAGACAACAGUUCUGGAGUUGACGUACAACUAUGGUGUGACAGAGUAUACCAAAGGCAACGCAUAUGCGCAGGUUGCUAUUAGCACUGAAGAUGUUUAUAAAAGUGCUGAGGUUGUUGAUCUGGUCUCCAAAGAGCUAGGAGGAAAAAUCACACGACAACCGGGACCAAUUCCAGGAAUAAACACCAAAAUCACCUCUUUUCUUGAUCCAGAUGGCUGGAAAGUG
Molecule: messenger RNA, 1040 nt
Organism: Elaeis guineensis (African oil palm)
Lineage: Eukaryota; Viridiplantae; Streptophyta; Magnoliopsida; Arecales; Arecaceae
Source: RefSeq, a predicted model, not a curated record